This is a messenger RNA of Colletotrichum gloeosporioides, 1248 nucleotides long. Its product is annotated as putative transporter. Gene Ontology annotation, molecular function: transmembrane transporter activity. The transcript is spliced from 5 exons. Lineage: Eukaryota; Fungi; Ascomycota; Sordariomycetes; Glomerellales; Glomerellaceae. Gene Ontology annotation, biological process: transmembrane transport. The record is from RefSeq and is a predicted model, not a curated record. The coding region runs from base 1 to 1248 and encodes 415 amino acids.
AUGCAAACGGACAGUGAGAGGGGGUCAAGGCCGUCUCCUUCCCGCAACAGUUCCCUCUCGACGCUGUGCGGUGACGCUGUCAGCAGCAAAGCUUCGACUAUCUGCGGCCGGGAAUCGCCGAUAUCACAAGAUCCGAGUCAGGACAAGCAUCUUCCAGAGCCCGAGUCCUUUUUGGUCUCUUGGGAUGGACCACAUGACCCAGAGAACCCCAAGAAUUGGGACAGAAGGCAGAAAUGGACAAUGUCCCUGAUUAUCUCGGCAUUCGCAUUUCUUUCGCCCCUCUCCUCCUCCAUUGCCGCCCCAGCUUUAGGUCCGAUUGGACACGAUCUUCAUAUAGACAACCAAGUCCAGCUCCAACUCGUCCUGUCGAUCUUUCUGCUCACCUACGCACUCGGCCCAUUCAUACUGUCACCUUGCUCAGAAAUAUGGGGCCGUACACCGAUAGCGAUUUCAGCUAAUGGUUGGGGCCAGAUGGGAAGCGGCGUCUUGACAGACUGCUGGCGCCCAGAAGAGCGCGGAAAAGGAAUAGCCGUGAUGCAAUUUGCACCAGUCAUUGGCCCUGCACUAGGUCCCAUUGUUGGCGGCUACAUCUCGCAGUACGCCACCUGGCGCUGGGCAUUCUGGACAGUCGUCAUCUUCAACGUCGCAGUACAGGCUGUGGCAUUCUUCCUGCUGAAAGAGACAUAUACACCUCGCCUUCUUGUGCUGAAAGCCAGGAAGCUCCGCAAGGAGUCACGUAAUCCAGAGUUCCAGACUGCCUGGGAACGAGAGCAACGCACUCUGACGAAGAUUCUUCGAGUCAGCUUGUCGAGACCCUGGGUGAUGCUUGCAACUCAGCCCAUCAUUCAAAGUCUAGCAAUUCUUCAGGCUUUUAACUUUGGCCUGCUCUAUCUCGUCAUCUCCGGAUUUCCUACUCUUUGGGAAGAGCACUACGGGAUGUCAAAGGGCAGAGCAAGUCUGAACUACAUCUCGAUCGCCGUCGGGUCCCUGAUCGGAGUUAUAAUCUGCGCCCCUACUAUGGAUACAGUCUACCGUCGGCUCAAGACAAAAUCCGGGAUCGGGAUGGAGGAGCCAGGGAGACCCGAAUUUCGCAUUCCCUUGAUGAUUCCUAGUUCACUCGUCACGCCUGCUGGGAUGCUGUUGUUUGCAUGGUCCGCGCAGAACAGACUGCAUUUUCUCAUUCCAAACGUAAGUCUCUUCAGAGUCGAAUAUCUUUACGGGGACAGCAUCCUGACUCAGGACCAAUAG